AAUAUAUGGGAAGGGUUGAUUCGACAAAUCGUUCUGUGUACAUUUGCGUCUCGGCAGAGGGCGAUCGCGCUUCCCGCUGAUCCAACCAGGGCGGUCGAGUGAAGAGUAUUUAAACAGCGUUCUUCCAGCAUCGAAUAACCCAGCCCUGCCCAUCUCGCUUUGUCAGGCACCUUAGAAAUAUUAGGAGCUUCGCAUCCUUAAGUGGACCAAGAGCAUCAUCGGACUAGUAACUGUGGGCUGUGCAGAUCGUUGUUGUGCUCCACUUCCUCAUUGAAUUGAGGAUGGAAUUGAGUCGCAGAUGGACAUGUUACUCCCUGUGCGCUUGUGAGCCAAUGUGACUGCGGGCUGAGGCUGGUUCGCCCUCCAUGGAUGAUGGUCCCAUUCCCCGCUCUAAUAACUGUUCGCCUCCCUUCAACGCGUCCCGCUGGGGGUUCGCCGACUUCGGGAACCCUUGCCCGGCCUCGGCAGCCCUCACCGGUUUCCUGGUGGCUUCCUACUGCGCCGUCCUGGUCUUUGGGCUGCUGGGAAACAUCUGCCUGAUCUGCGUGAUCGCCAAGCAGAAGGGCAAAAGGAACGUGACCAACACGCUGAUCGCCAACCUGUCCUUCGCGGACAUCAUGAUCGACGUGUUCUGCCUGCCCUUCACGAUAGUCUACACGCUGAUGGACUAUUGGGUCUUCGGCCAGCUUUUGUGCAAGGCGGUGCCCUUCGUCCAGUGCCUGUCCGUGACGGUGUCCAUUCUCUCUCUGGUGGUCAUCGCCCUGGAAAGGUAUCAGCUCAUUAUCAACCCCACGGGCUGGAAGCCAAGCGUGCCCCAGGCUUACCUGAGCAUGGUGGCCAUCUGGGCGGCGGCGUGCCUCGUCUCCCUGCCUUUCCUGAUAUUCCACGUGCUGACCGAUGAGCCUUUGGCGGACAUCGGGGACCCCAUCGCGCCCUCGUUCACUCAGCCAAUCUGCAUGGAGUCGUGGCCCAGCAGGCAGCACAAGCUGAUCUACACGACUUGGCUCUUCGCCUUUCAGUACUGCGCGCCGCUCGCCUUCAUUGCCGUGUGCUACGGAUGGAUAUACGCCAGGCUGAGGACCAAGAAGGACCUGCUGGGCAAAGCCGGUGAAGUCCGAAGACCCAGGGCGUCGAAGGUCAGGAAGAUAACCGCGAUACUGGGUCUGCUGGUCCUCGCAUUCGGACUUUGCUGGCUGCCGCUGAACGUGUUCAAUAUCAUCGCGGACUGGGACAUGGAGGCGAUGAUGUCCUGUGACCACAAUCUCAUCUUCUCCCUGUGCCACCUGGCCGGGAUGGCUUCCACCUGCAUUAACCCUGUGGUCUACGGCUUCCUCAACAAUAACUUCAAGAAGGAGCUGUGGGCCAUCAUCGUCCAUUGCGACUGGGAGAGGCAUGAAGACUGCGAACAUUUUCCGCUGUCCACCUUGAACACCGAACUCUCCAAGACCUCGCUGCGAGUUGCACGAGUAACGUGCCAUGAUUAAAAAGGCGCUGGUUGCCAUCUCUGUUUGACGGGCAAAGAAGGCAUGCUGCCUCGCAAAGAGAGCUCUCACACUUUGGCCGUUUUCACAGACAAACUUCGAGCUUGGAGCUACCGCAUGUAAACAGGCUUUUACCGAAUGCAUCGCCGACCGAUCACCCGUUACCACUGGUUCAAGGGGUAUCACAUUUUCUCAUCCGCUCCCCCAAGCAUUAGGGACCGUUUUACCGAGGCAAAUUCACCCUUAAACCCGCACAUCUUCGAGAUGUGGCAAGCAAGACAUUGGUAAGGCCGCGCUGGGAGCAUUAUGUUCUUCUUUAGUCCGAGGGUGGUGAAUCUGUGGAAUUCUUUGCCACAGACGGCUGUGGAGGCCAAGUCAGUGGAGAUGUUGUGAGGCGCAAAUAGAUAGAUUCUUGAUUAGUCCGUGAGAGAGAGAGAGAGAGAGGUAGGAGAACGGGGUUAGGAGGGAGAGAUAGAUCAGUGGCGUUAGGAGUGGUGUUAGUGGCAGAGGGGUUAGGAGGGAGAGAUAGAUUGAAUGGCGGAGUAAACUUGAUGGGCCGAAUGGCCUAAUUCUAUUCCUAUUCCUUAUGAGCUCAUGAUCUUAUGACCUCAUGUUCAGAUUCGAUCUUAUGACCUUAUGCUCCAGGAAAGAUGCCAUUAAGUUGGAAAAGGCGUUGAAGAUAUUUACGUGGAUGUUACCAGGAUGUUACAGCCCGAGCUAUAGGGAGAGGAGGGGUGGACUAUAAAAUAAGACUUUAUUCCUGGGGGCACAGGAG
Leucoraja erinaceus (little skate) is the source of this 2256-nucleotide messenger RNA. RefSeq names its product neuropeptide Y receptor type 4-2-like. Lineage: Eukaryota; Metazoa; Chordata; Chondrichthyes; Rajiformes; Rajidae. Gene Ontology annotation, molecular function: neuropeptide binding; pancreatic polypeptide receptor activity. Gene Ontology annotation, biological process: G protein-coupled receptor signaling pathway. The record is from RefSeq and is a predicted model, not a curated record. The transcript is spliced from 2 exons. Gene Ontology annotation, cellular component: neuron projection; plasma membrane. Bases 366 to 1484 code for a protein of 372 amino acids.